This is a messenger RNA of Parascedosporium putredinis, 1149 nucleotides long. The record is from the annotation of a GenBank genome assembly. Lineage: Eukaryota; Fungi; Ascomycota; Sordariomycetes; Microascales; Microascaceae.
AUGGUUCACCGAAUGCUAUUAACCGUCUACCACAAUCCUACCAUUCAGGGCCCCGAAACGAACCCUGGCGUAAACGGGUUCGCAUCAAAGGAUGCUACUCGUUCGGUCCCGUACGAUGAAAUGACAGUUGCGCGCUGCACGGCUGCGUGCAGCGGUGCCGGCUUCACCAUGGCGGGCCUUGAGUAUGGGGGCGAGUGCUCUGGUAACCCUGGAACGGGAACAUCGACACCUGCGUCCUCCUCGAGUCCCGCGAUCCCCUCCGUCCCCGGCCACCUGCCGAUCGUUGUUUUUGGUCUCGAGUAUGGCCAGGAGUGCUUCUGCGGCAACUCCUUCAACAGCGGCUCCAUUGCUGCGCCCAUCACCGACUGCAACAUGCCUUGCGCGGGUAACCCCUUCGAAUUCUGCGGUGCCGGGAACCGACUGUCCGUCUACACCCGCGACCUCACGUCGCUUCCAUCAGUGACGGGAUCCACUCUUUCUCUUUCCUCGACGACAAUGACGACAUUGUCGACCUCGGGUUGCUGGGUAGAUGGCGCCAACGGUCGCAUCCUCUCGCACCAGGUCCCCGAUGACCCCGACAUGACCCGCCGAUCCUGCGUCCAAGCCUGUUCCAAUCUCGGCUUCGCCAUCGCCGGUGCCCAGUAUCAUACGCAGUGUUUUGCGGUAAUUUCAUCGCAAACGGAGGCGUUCUCGCGGCUAACCAGGCGCCCGCUGAGGAUGGGUGUUUUCUCCGUCGAGGCGCCAGCGGCACUUUCGCCCCCGGCACCGCAGAAGACGGGCCUGAACGGCAGCUGGGAGUACGUGGGCUGCGCGAGAGACAACAUCAACAACAAGCGAACCUUUCCCUGGCAGCUCUACUUCCCCGGCACCCUCGACGCCAACCGAUGCCUUGCCAAGUGCGCCGAAUUUGGGUACAUGGCCGGCGGGCUCGAAUACGGCGAGGAAUGCUACUGCGGCGACCCGAGCGACUUUUUCGACGGCGGUUCCUCGUUCGUCGACGACGCCGAGUGCAACAUUGUGUGCGCGGGCAACUCCAAAUAUCUUUGCGGCGGAGGGUCCCGCAUCACCACCUACUUCUGGAAGGGGGACCCUCUGUACGAGUGGUCGUGGCCCCAGACCCCGCCGAAGCCGGAAGCUACGAGUUCUUGA